AUGUCGACAGCUAUGAACUUUAGCAGUAAGUCUUUUCGGCCCCGUGCUCCAGACAAAGGAUCCUUCCCUCUGGAUCAUUUUGGUAAGUAAAAUAAACCACUCCUGGUUGAGUAACUGACUCGUUAGUUCCAGCAAUAGCUGUGAUGUGCGUAGCUCCACAGUAGCUUCUGUAGUUUCCAGCUGAAUAGGAAAGAGAUGUUUGACCUCAGAUGUAUGAGAACUGUGAAAUGACAGGCAUACUGGAAUGAAUGACAGUUGAACUGCUUUUACUUUCCCUGUAGUUGUCUAGUGUUUGAAAUUCAAUGCACCAUUGCAUCUCUUUGCUGUUUGUCAUUGCAGGAGAGUGUAAAGCAUUCAAAGAGAAAUUCAUGAAGUGCUUGAAAGGCAACAGCUAUGAUAACUCCAUGUGUCGACUACAGUCCAAAGACUACCUUGAAUGCCGGAUGGAUAAGUGAGUAUUGACUACUGUUCGUUUAGCUACUACUUAUUUCCUGUUGAGAAUGAGAUGACUAGGUAUACACACAUCAUUGACUAGACAUGACUGUUCUGAUCACCAAUGUGAAACUAUUCUGUUAUUUAAGUCAGCUGAUGGCCAAGGAACCUCUGGAGAAGCUAGGGUUCAAAGACCUGAUGGACAAACCCAGCCAGGAGAACAAGGAGGCUAAACCCUGA
Coregonus sp. 'balchen' is the source of this 672-nucleotide messenger RNA. The record is from the annotation of a GenBank genome assembly. NCBI's taxonomy places the organism in Eukaryota, Metazoa, Chordata, Actinopteri, Salmoniformes, Salmonidae.